Penaeus monodon (black tiger shrimp) is the source of this 3615-nucleotide messenger RNA. Its product is annotated as zinc finger protein GLIS2-like. Lineage: Eukaryota; Metazoa; Arthropoda; Malacostraca; Decapoda; Penaeidae. Gene Ontology annotation, molecular function: zinc ion binding; RNA polymerase II cis-regulatory region sequence-specific DNA binding; DNA-binding transcription factor activity, RNA polymerase II-specific. The record is from RefSeq and is a predicted model, not a curated record. Gene Ontology annotation, biological process: smoothened signaling pathway; regulation of transcription by RNA polymerase II. The transcript has 5 exons. Gene Ontology annotation, cellular component: nucleus. Bases 698 to 1687 code for a protein of 329 amino acids.
UGUGGUGGGCCCUGGGUGGCGGCGGCGCGGUGGGGGGCGGGGACCUGAGCUGCCCGCACGCUGGCCGUCAGUCCCGCCGCAGCGGCCGCACACGCCGCACAUCCACCUCAUCCCUCCGCACCCGCAACCUACCGCAGCCGCACACAAGGUUUGCUCAGAGUGCCUGAAACGUACACCCCAAAAAGUGCUAGAGACACCUGCAGUGCAAAAUCUUGGACAUCUGUCUUAAACGAGACAAGGAACUUGAAACGCUCGCCUGCAACAGGUGUCACGCUUGCCUCGCAACAACAGAGAAUUAGGUCUUUGGAGUUUCAAACAUUAUGUUCGACUGCGAAGAGAAAAACCUUGCGACAUUCCCCCGGAACUGAACUGUCUCAAGCAAGAAGUGCAAUCCUGUUUACGCCAGGACAAUCAUUAAUCUCUGGUCAGCAAAUUCCAUCCACAAAAUAUUGCUUACACCGAAAAAAAAUAAAGACGGCAACUUGAUAACAAAAAAGCAGAUAUUGAAAAGCAAACUGACGGUGAGGGGAAAAGAUAUAUCACCUGUUCUCCGGCGCCAAACCAAAGGCUCGGCCACGCCACCACUCGCGAGAGCGCCCCCUCGCUGUUGUGUCACUCCAGCAAGAUCAGUCUCUCGCCGCCCACCACCACGACCUCGCACGACGAAGGCGACGAAGCAGCCUCUCCAGACUCGACCAUGACGCCAGACUGCCCCAUGUCCCCGGGAGAGCAGGACGCGCCUGACCUUAUCUGCAAGUGGGUCGGGUGUGGCCUGAGCUUCGAGAGCUUGGACGAGCUGGUCUCCCACCUGACGGCCGCUCACGUGACGUCACAACACGGCGCCUUCUUUUGUCUGUGGCACGGCUGCUCGCGGACCAAGGGCUUCAAUGCCAGGUACAAAAUGCUCAUCCACAUCCGAACACACACGAACGAGCGGCCGUACGUGUGUAGCCAAUGUGACAAGCGCUUCAGUCGGCAGGAAAAUCUACGCAUACACGCCAGGACACAUACAGGAGAGAAGCCGUACGUGUGCACGGUCCCCGGCUGCGGCAAGGCGUACUCCAACUCCUCGGACCGCUUCAAGCACACCAGGACACACUUCGUCGACAAGCCGUACGAGUGCCGCCACCCCGGCUGCGGCAAGCGCUACACGGACCCUUCCUCCCUCAGGAAACACGUCAAGAUCUACGGCCACUACCGGCGGCCCGAGGACCAGCACCCGCCCUCGCCCGUCCCCACCACCACCGCGGCCGACCUCCUCGACCCGUCCCUGGCGGCGGCGGCCAGGCUCGACCUCUCGCCCUCCCCGUCCUCGUCAGGGUCCUCUCUCGUGCCUUCGCCCGUGCCCUCCACGCCCUCGCCCUCCCUCCUACCUCCACCCCUCUUCCCGGGGGCUCCCUCCGGCCCCGUGGGAAGCAUGGGGGCAUCGGGACUCUCUCCGUGGGCCCCCGUGACGGCGGCGGCGUGGACGGUGGCGCUGCAGCAGUACCAAGGACUCCUCCUGCAGGGGGGUGCGGGGUUGGCGGGGCUCGGGGGCAUCCACUCGCACCAACACCUGGUGGAGGAGGAGGAGGAGGAAGAGGAGGAGGAGAUGGAGGAGAUGGACACGGCCACCGCCCUCGACCUCUCUAUGUGCCCGUCUCCGCUCGACCUCUCGCUGCCUUCGUCGCGAGCCAAGCACCAGUAACGCCGCCGCCGCCGCGCACCCGGCCUCCUGCCCUCCUUCAGGCUUCCGUGGCACUGGCACUGCGGCGCGGGGUGGCACCGUGCCUCGCUUGAGCCGCGUAAAACGUCGUCGUGGCCCUCACAGUGCCUUAGAGAAUGUCAGACGCCAAUAUGCAUGUGUGCGAUAUACCCAAAAUAUGUAUAAAUAUAUAUAUAUAUAUAUAUAUAUAUAUAUAUAUAUAUAUAUAUAUAUAUAUACACACAUAAUAUAUAUGUAUGUAUACAUGUAUAGAUACUCACACACAAGCACAUAUAUUUUGCUAGAUAUAAGAAGCUUGUUGAAAUGAUAGUUAAAGUGGUGAUAACGAACCUCAUACGUGCCUUAUAUGAAAUGUGAUGAAAAUGCUGAUGAUUAGCAAUGAGUUCAUUAUUUACGGACAUUUCCAACAAUAUUCUGUACACUCGUUAUUAGACUCCAUCAAAUCAGUCCUCCUCUAUCACCCUUUCUCUUAGUUUUGCACAUUUAUAUUGCUCAUAAACUCGUUUUUCGUGACCCGAAAAACGGUAAGUUUAGCCAAAAGUGUUUUCCCCGCCUCAGCUACGUCGGCAUUUACGUGUGGUGCUUCGAACAUUGUGCCAAAGGAGUUUCGAAAUCUUUUUUCCUUUUUUUUAGAACUCAAAAAAAGACCCCAACUGGGUAACUAUCUGGUUGACUGGUUUAACCUUCUUCCCGUUUCCUCCCCCCACCCACACCCCCAUUUUCACUCCGCAACAUCAACCAUAUCAACUUUUAAAAAAAUAUAAAUAUAAGGAAACAAAAAUCAAAUACAAAAAAAAUAUAGAGAGUUGAAUUUUGUAAGAUAUUUUGAAAAAGGAAAAGCUUUGAUGUGAUAUUUUUCCGUCUUUCCUUGAUUGUGUGUACAGUAUUACGUUAUGAAACCGUCCACCGACAUAGCAGUAUGAUGCUUGGUUUUGUUUAUAGUGUAAUUAUUGACUUUGGUGGGAUAGUGCACUGAGGUUGUGUUCACGGAAUAAAACCCCCGAUCGGCUCUUUAGAGUGAAGCAGUUUGUAUAGUUUGGAUCAAAAUGGGUGUUUUUAUUUUUUCGCUUUUUGUUUCAAAUCGUCGAUAAUUCUGAGUAAUGGAAUUCUUCGCGGUCACUCAGUCACCCUGGUCUGGAUUUUAUUUAAAUGGAACGCAACCUGUAGACGAUAUUAAAGUAGGGAUGUGCAAGGAAGAAGCGAUAACAAAUAAACAGUAAAACACAGACACAGAUGUAAUGUUCCUGGAGGAGUCCCAGCUAUUGCAAACUCUCUAGAAGAUGGAUUUGUAAUCUUCAUAAAAAUCCUCUGACGUCAAGAUCUCCAGCCUUUAAAAAAAUUCUCUGACAGUCGCCCGUGAUUCCUGAGUCAUGGAGCUUUUGUGUUUAUUCUAAGCCUGAAUUAGUCAUCUCGCCGGUACAUUACAUAAAGCCAUUUGUGUAUUUUCUAGACAAUGACUCUCAUCUUGCUCGUAAAGAAACAAAUGAGCAGCGUGUCACGUCCAGCUUAUACCGUCACGUACUACUUGCAUGUCCAGUAACUUCCUUCUUUCUCUGAAUAAUAAAAGGAGGUAUUAUAGGGUUUAUCAUUUUUCUUGGGUUGGGAUAUGAUGUAUUCUGCACACUAAUUUUUUUUUUUCUAUCAUUCUUUCUCUUUCUUGAAUAAAUUUAGCCGCGUAUUUGGCCCGGUGAUCUGUGACGUCAUACAGGUUCUUAUUCGAAACUAUUUUUUCUUCAUCUCUGGAUUCUCCAGGUUUUGGGAAAAGGGGAUUCGAAUGCAUGAAUUUGGUUUCGAAACGCCAGUGUGUUUACUAUCAUAUUCUCCUCCUAGUGCCUUAUGUAUAUAUGUAUAUCUCCUUAUACUACUAUAUUUUCUUACUCCGAAAAAAAAAAAAUGUAAUAUAAAAUGAG